AUGAAGCGUAAAUCCAGCUCAUCACCCGAACCCAUAUCAAGAAAACUAGCGAAGGUCGGGGAUUAUUGUUACGAAACUCCCACAUGUAUGCCUAAUGGAGAUCCCAUAUGGCCUGCGCCUCUCUCACACCUGUCCACUGCUAGAGAAUUUCUUAAGGAAUGUGCAUCAUCUCAGGAGAAGACGCUAAUUGUGCCAGACAAAGAUGCUGAUGGCCUCAGUUCUGGGGUUAUUAUACAUCGGACUCUCGUAAAGCUGGGUCUCAACCCGAAACAUUUAGAUGUCCAUCUGGUUCAAAAGGGAUCUAAUAUUCAUGAAGAAUAUGAGCGUAAGCUCAUGCUCGCGACAAGGCCCAAAUUCGUUAUUGUUCUUGAUCAAGGAAGUAGAAAGGGUCCUCCAGUCCUCGACGAUGGAGAGGCUCGAAGUCUCAUUAUUGAUCACCACCUUAGUGAUGAGUUUCCUGAAAAUGCGUUGGUUGUGUCUGCUUGUCACUACCCGCCUGUAGCGACUACCGCUCUCACUACCUAUGAAAUAUGUAAAGAGCUUCAUCCUGACAUUGCAGUUGAAUGUGGUUACCUGUGUGCAAUCGGUACACAUGGAGAUUUAGGAAAUACCUUAAAGUGGUUACCACCGUUUCCAGAUAUGACUGAAACAUUCAAAAAAUACACCAAAAAACUAAUUAAUGAUUGCGUCUCAUAUAUAAAUGCUCCAAGGCGCACAGGAACUUAUGAUGUUAUUACAGCAUGGAAAGCACUUCUGGAUGCUAAAGAUCCCAAGGAGAUCAUGAGUAAUCAACGUCUAGCGCUCGCCAGGCAAGAAAUUAAUGAAGAGGUUGAAAGAAAGACACAUACGCCACCAAAGUUCAGCAAAGAUGGAAAAGUCGCAGUACUCAAUAUCAGCAGUCAGGCGCAAGUUCACCCGGUUAUCGCAACACGAUGGGCAAGCCAUCUCAAAGCAAAAUCACUUGAAAUUGUCAUGGUGGCCAACCAUGGAUACCUGCCUGGCAAGGUUAAUUUUUCUUGUCGCAUUGCUCGCUGUGCUCGAGGAAGGGAUCCUCCAGUCAAUAUCAUAGAGUCAUUGAAGGCGGUCGCGAAUCUUGAUACUACGGACCUUGUGCAAAGACUCGGUGAAAAUUUCGCAAGGGGUCACAAAGAAGCUUCUGGGGGCAUUAUCAACGCUGCAGAAUUUGAGGAGCUUUGUUUGUUGAUGAAGGUUGGAGAGAAGCCGGAUAAGCCUGAAGGAACAAAGAAGAAGGUUGAAAAGUCACCCCAAAAGAACACACUAAGCAAUUAUUUCAAAAAGUCUUGA
Molecule: messenger RNA, 1305 nt
Organism: Glarea lozoyensis ATCC 20868
Lineage: Eukaryota; Fungi; Ascomycota; Leotiomycetes; Helotiales; Helotiaceae
Product: DHH phosphoesterase
Exons: 5
Coding region: 1-1305 (434 amino acids)
Source: RefSeq, a predicted model, not a curated record